AUGAUGUACUCCCUCCAGGGUUUAGCAGUACUGGCACUUAGCUAUUUUGCUAUCAUGGCCAAUUGUGCGCCGCGUUUGAAAUCAAAGCGCUCCAACAUGGUUUGCCGAGUGGAAGAACAAUUGCUACGAUAUAUGAGACACAAAUUCCACGCUCUGUCUGACGAGGCUCAAAAAAUCGACACGGAUACUGACACAAGACUGAUAGGAAGGGAUCUAUUUCAAGGACUCCGGGGGCAGGGUAAAUGUUACGUGCUUAAAGAGGUGAUUGAUUUCUACCUGGGAAACGUCCUAGCACCUGAGGAGCUACACACCAAAUAUUCACAUCUAAAGGAGAUCAAAGAGUUUCUGGCUCUUCUGAUUAAACGGCACAUGUCCGAUUGCAAUACAGAAGACAGAACUCAAGCAAACCAUAACAUUAACCUACUGAAACAGAAACUGAACCAGCUCAGUGAGAAGGGAGUAGCCAAGGUCAUUGGAGAGCUAUUCAUGCUGCUUCAGGAGAUUGGAAAGCAUUGUUCAGCACCACCCACGAAUGAACCUGGUCACUAG
Molecule: messenger RNA, 549 nt
Organism: Rhincodon typus (whale shark)
Lineage: Eukaryota; Metazoa; Chordata; Chondrichthyes; Orectolobiformes; Rhincodontidae
Product: interleukin-22
Exons: 5
Coding region: 1-549 (182 amino acids)
Cellular component (GO): extracellular region
Source: RefSeq, a predicted model, not a curated record